Molecule: messenger RNA, 465 nt
Organism: Dibothriocephalus latus
Lineage: Eukaryota; Metazoa; Platyhelminthes; Cestoda; Diphyllobothriidea; Diphyllobothriidae
Source: the annotation of a GenBank genome assembly
AAACGUGCGCGUUCCAACCGUUCCUUCCUCUACAUAAAGAUCCCAAGUUUCCCCAUUCGUCUCAGCUACAAGGGUGACAAGCAGAAGAACCUUGCUGACUGCACACGCUUUGAGCUGAACGUGCCCAUGCUAGAGUUUCAGAAUCAACUCUGGACCUGGCUGGACUUCUUCAAUGAGGUCAAAACACGAGCGAUAAAGAAGAAGUUGACCCCCAGACCCCGGCUACCUUUCCUGCCCGGUCGGCCGAACGAGGCAACCAAGAGCAGUGCUGCUUCACAUUCGCACGCUUCGCAUCAGCUUUCGUCCACGCACCGAUUCUCUGUAGUCACUGCUUCUGACCAGCGCCCUACCCUGAGUGAAGAAGCGAAACGUGCCCAGCAAGUGCAGGAGAUGCUCCUCGGCCGCCAUGCUCAACAGGUUAUUGUUGUUGCUGAUGUAAAUGUCUACUGUUAUUUUUUUCAGUAG